Macrosiphum euphorbiae (potato aphid) is the source of this 582-nucleotide messenger RNA. NCBI's taxonomy places the organism in Eukaryota, Metazoa, Arthropoda, Insecta, Hemiptera, Aphididae. The record is from the annotation of a GenBank genome assembly.
AUGAACAAUUUCAAAGUCAUCUGCACGCUGGUACUCGUGAGUCAGUUGCACUUUACGCAGUGCUCUGCAGACAUCCACCGGGCACCACUAACUGCAGCGACUCCUGCACGGUUCUCGGCGCCCAGAUCGACCAGGCCGACCAGCCACUCAACAGGUGUCGCGGUUAAGUUCCCGACACAGCAGACGAAAGCUUACGCCACAGCGUUAGCCGACCUCCUGAGGACCAUCGUGUCGUCCAACGAGUUUCGGGAAGGUUCGACAGCCCUGCAUCAUUUACUGGCCGUUCUGCGUCCUCUCUUCCGGGCUGUCGGGAUCGUUCCGCCGGGGCCUCAGAAAAUCGAAGACGACACAACUACGACGACCACGACGACCACGACGACGACAGCUCCGACAACCGCAUCCUCCCCCCAGUCGGUCACAUGUCCGCCGACCGACAAGGGAUCGUCCAAAAAAAAGCUGAUGGCCCUAUUCGUCCCGAUGUCGGCCGCCGUCCCGUCAUCACCACCGACCGCAUCGCCACCGCCGACCGGCGCGCUACCAAAACUAUUCCGAAAGGCAGAUUCGUAUACUGAGAAUCGAUAA